Arctia plantaginis is the source of this 1530-nucleotide messenger RNA. The record is from the annotation of a GenBank genome assembly. Lineage: Eukaryota; Metazoa; Arthropoda; Insecta; Lepidoptera; Erebidae.
AUGACCACUUAUACGGAAAAUUUAGUUAAUCACCACAACCAUGUUGAACCUACAGAAGUAGAUCUCUUAAGAGAAGAUGUUCCAGAUGAUAGUGAAAAAAAAGAACUGAGAUUUGGUAAUAAAGUUUUUAACGUAUUUUCAAAUAUAACUGUGGAACCAUGUAUCUUCUUGAUGGUAACUGGAACAAUGAUAACUAAUAUGGCAUCGCAAAAUCUUCAACUAGAAAAGGCAUGUAGGGUGAAUUUAAAUUUCUCCAAGGAAAUUUGUGAUUCUUUGAGACUACAAGAUGGUGUCGCUCAUAAUGAUUAUGAAAGAGAAAUACAGAGACUGGUAGCGAGUGCUCUUGCGUGGAGAACCUAUUUAACAGCAACUUUGCCUUGCUUUCUAGCCCUUUUUGUAGGUUCUUUCUCUGACAUAACAGGAUACAGGAAACUUUUUAUUAUUGUACCGAUUAUUGGACAAAUACUUGUUGGUAUUAACAACAAAUUUAGCGUGCACUUCUUCUAUCAGAUCAAUUUAGAAAAAGUAAUCUUCUCUGACGCAAUUAUUGAAGGAUUAACUGGCGGGUGGUGUAUUUGUUUUUUGUCAGCCUUCGCAUAUAUUAGUGCUAUUACUACAGAACAAGAUAGAACAUAUCGGAUAGGCAUUGUAGGUUUUUGUAUAACUUUUGGAAUGCCUGUCGGAGUGGGACUAAGUGGAAUUUUAUUAAGGUUGGUAGGAUUCUACGGUGUGUAUUUAAUAUCUAUCUCCAUACACUCACUUAAUGCACUUUAUUCAAUUUUUGUGCUUAAAGACCCAAAGAGGAGUCCUGAACAAAAAGAACACGCUGACCGAGGAUGUUGUCAUUUAAUGCGUAUUUUCUUCAAUUUUACAAACGUGAAAGAAACCAUUCGUGUGAUAGUGAGAAAUGCACCUAAUAACAGAAGACUACGUUUGUGCGUUCUCUUACUUGUGGUUACUGUAAUUUUUGGACCGAUGCAGGGUGAAAUGUCCAUUAUGUACUUGUCUGUAAGAUUCAGAUUUCAAUGGGAUGAAAUACAAUACAGCUUAUUCCAGACUUACAACUUAAUCAUAAAUUUUAUUGGUACUACGUUCACAAUUUUGGUGCUUGCCAGACAUUUCGGUUGGCAUGACUCUCUACUGGGAAUCAUUUCAUCAAUAAGUAAAAUAGCUGCUUCUUUUGUUUAUGGAUUUGCUCAAAGUGGCGCCAUAUUUUAUUUAGGGCCGGUAAUUGAUAUACUGAAUGGGACUGCAUUAUUGGCUAUGCGGGCAAUAAUGUCUAAGCUAGUGGAAUUAGAGGAAUUAGGUAAACUAAGUUCCGUUGUUGGAAUAGCGGAGAAUCUGAUGCCUUUAAUAUAUGUGCCAAUGUAUACGAGGGUUUAUUCAGCAACGCUGGACGUUCUACCGGGGGCUGUGUUCCUGCUAGGAGCACUUCUAACGCUUCCUGUUGUUGCUGUACUAAGUAAUUUUUUCUACGAGCACAGAAAGCAAGUUGGAAAAUUAAAAUCAUCUCCUAUUGAGCUCGAAUAA